AUGAACUCGGAAAAUGAGAUAAUUGUUAUGGGACAUGAUGCUGAGUAUGGAGGCAAAUAUGAAUUCCAAGAUAUGGUAGUUGAAGAAUAUGAUGAGGAACUGAAUGGUGAAGUACAAGCAAAUAAUAAUCAAGCAUACAAUCCGAAUCUAUGGCCAGUGGCAGCUACAAAAAUGCUUAUUGCAAUAAAAGGACCAAUGAGUGCCGAAUUUGAAAAAAUUAAAAAAAAAGGGUCAAAAAACUGCACUCUGGCAAAAAAUUGCCAACACAAUGACAAAUAA
Molecule: messenger RNA, 279 nt
Organism: Macrosiphum euphorbiae (potato aphid)
Lineage: Eukaryota; Metazoa; Arthropoda; Insecta; Hemiptera; Aphididae
Source: the annotation of a GenBank genome assembly